AGGAGGGAAGAGGGCAGACUCUCAUCUCGGCAUCCUCAAGGACCCUCAACUCCCCUAUUACCCUUGCCAGUCCCUGAGGAGUCUGGGAUCGCGCUUUUGGCUGACUGGGGAGCGAGGAGGGGCUUGGCUGAAACCCAGGUGUCUCCCGUUUCCCAGGUGAGACUACCCCUCCCCUGGGGCCGCUGCCGCUUCUGGUUGGACAGCAUUCCAAAUAGGGAAUCAGGUGAGACUGCGUGGCCUCAGUCCGUCCGUGAGGGAUGGGGAGAGUAACGCGGGAUCCUCUAGCCACCUUCACUCCCCAGGCCUUCACUCACCACAGCAGCGCCCAGGUCCCUGACACAAUGGAAUGCGCGAAGGAGACGAGCAGGUUGUGCCAGCGCCAGGAUUGUGCACCUGUGCCUGCGCAAAGCCGACCAAAAGCUGGUGAUCAUCAAGCAGAUCCCAGUGGAGCAGAUGACCAAGGAAGAGCGGCAGGCAGCCCAAAAUGAGUGCCAGGUCCUCAAGCUGCUCAACCACCCCAAUGUCAUUGAGUACUACGAGAACUUCCUGGAGGACAAGGCCCUCAUGAUCGCCAUGGAAUAUGCACCAGGCGGCACCCUUGCUGAGUUCAUCCAAAAGCGCUGUAAUUCCCUGCUGGAGGAGGAGACCAUCCUGCACUUCUUUGUGCAGAUCCUGCUCGCAUUGCAUCACGUGCACACCCACCUCAUCCUGCACCGGGACCUCAAGACCCAAAACAUCCUUCUUGACAAACACCGCAUGGUCGUCAAGAUUGGCGACUUCGGCAUCUCCAAGAUCCUUAGCAGCAAGAGCAAGGCCUACACGGUGGUGGGUACUCCAUGCUACAUCUCCCCUGAACUGUGUGAGGGCAAGCCCUACAACCAGAAGAGUGACAUCUGGGCCCUGGGCUGCGUCCUCUACGAGUUGGCCAGCCUCAAGAGGGCCUUCGAGGCUGCGAACCUGCCAGCCUUGGUGCUGAAGAUCAUGAGCGGCACCUUCGCACCCAUCUCUGACCGGUACAGCCCUGAGCUGCGCCAGCUUGUCCUGAGUCUGCUCAGCCUGGAGCCAGCCCAGCGGCCACCGCUCAGCCACAUCAUGGCACAGCCCCUCUGCAUCCGUGCCCUCCUCAACCUCCACACAGACCUGGGCAGUGUCCGCAUGCGGAGGGCAGAGAAGUCCCUGGCCACUGGGCCAGCCCUGACCCCAGGCAGCACAGGGAGCAGGACCACCAGUGCCCGCUGCAGGGGUAUCCCACGGGGACCUGCACGGCCCGCCAUUACGCCGCCGCUGUCGUCGGUGUACACGUGGGGUGGCGGGCUCAGCGCCCCGCUGCGACUGCCAAUGCUCAACACAGAGGUGGUCCAGGUGGCAGCGGGGCGCACGCAGAAGGCCGGUGUCACGCGCUCUGGGCGCCUCAUCCUGUGGGAGGCCCCGCCCCUAGGCGCCGGAGGGGGCGCCCUCCUCCCCGGGGCGGUGGAGCAGCAGCAGCCCCAGUUCAUCUCCCGUUUCCUGGAGGGCCAGUCAGGUGUGACCAUCAAGCACGUGGCCUGCGGGGACCUCUUCACGGCCUGCCUGACUGACCGAGGCAUCAUCAUGACCUUUGGCAGUGGGAGCAAUGGGUGCCUAGGCCAUGGCAGCCUCAAUGACAUCAGCCAGCCCACUAUUGUGGAGGCCCUGCUGGGCUAUGAGAUGGUGCAGGUGGCCUGCGGGGCUUCUCAUGUGCUGGCCCUGUCCACUGAGCGAGAACUGUUUGCCUGGGGCCGUGGAGAUGGCGGCCGGCUGGGACUAGGCACCAGGGAGUCCCACAGCUGCCCCCAGCAGGUGUCCAUGCCCCUAGGACAGGAAGCCCAGCGAGUUGUAUGUGGCAUUGACUCCUCCAUGAUCCUCACUGUGCCUGGCCGAGCCCUGGCCUGUGGGAGCAACAGGUUCAACAAGCUGGGCCUGGACCACUUCUCCCUAGGGGAGGAGCCUGCCCCCCACCAGCAAGUGGAGGAGGCCCUGAGCUUCACACCACUAGGUUCUGCACCCCUGGACCAGGAGGCCUUGCUGAGUGUGGACCUUGGCACUGCUCAUUCGGCUGCUGUGACCACUUCCGGUGACUGCUACACUUUUGGCAGCAAUCAGCAUGGGCAGUUGGGUACCAAUGCUCGCCGGGUCAGCCGGGCACCUUGUCGAGUCCAAGGCCUCCAGGGCAUCAAGAUAGCGAUGGUGGCCUGUGGGGAUGCCUUCACUGUAGCCAUUGGGGCAGAAGGUGAAGUGUACUCUUGGGGUAAAGGGGCCCGAGGUCGACUGGGAAGGAGGGAUGAGGACGCUGGACUCCCUCGGCCAGUGCAGCUGGAUGAGACACACCCCUACACAGUGACUUCUGUCUCCUGUUGCCAUGGAAAUACUCUCUUGGCUGUUCGUCCUGUCACAGAUGAGCCAGUCCCCCCCUGAGGCACCUGGAUACACCUCCAGACCACCCUGAUAUUGCUUCUCUUCUGAAUGUUCUUCAAAAGUGCAGGUGCCUGAGGCAUGACUGUCCCCACCAGCCCUCUGGAUUGUGGGGAUAUAAGAACGAGUGAAGCUCUGCUUUUGGCCCUGGAUAUUUAAAACUCAACCCAUCCUAUUCCCCCAACACCUCUCUUUUCUCUCCCCACUCCUUCUCCUCUUUGUUUUUGUUCUGAGGAAGAUUAGCCCUGAGCUAACACCUGCUGCCAAUCCUCCUCUUUUUGUUGAGGAAGAUUGGCCCUGAGCUAA
This is a messenger RNA of Equus quagga, 2736 nucleotides long. RefSeq names its product NIMA related kinase 8 (gene NEK8). Bases 454 to 2433 code for a protein of 659 amino acids. Lineage: Eukaryota; Metazoa; Chordata; Mammalia; Perissodactyla; Equidae. The transcript has 15 exons. Gene Ontology annotation, biological process: protein phosphorylation. The record is from RefSeq and is a predicted model, not a curated record. Gene Ontology annotation, molecular function: protein kinase activity; ATP binding.